Molecule: messenger RNA, 2558 nt
Organism: Sphaerulina musiva SO2202
Lineage: Eukaryota; Fungi; Ascomycota; Dothideomycetes; Mycosphaerellales; Mycosphaerellaceae
Product: NADPH dehydrogenase
Exons: 1
Coding region: 1056-2501 (481 amino acids)
Molecular function (GO): oxidoreductase activity; FMN binding
Source: RefSeq, a predicted model, not a curated record
GACAAGACUGUUUUCCUCUGGGAUGUGGCUACUGCGCAAACAUUGAGAAGAUUCACGGGCCACUCGGCAAGAGUGAACUGUGUUGCCUUUGGGGGUGAAGGGGACUCGAUUGUUCUCAGUGGGAGUUUCGAUGGGACUGUCAAGGUUUGGGACGCGAAGAGCAGGAGUGAGAAACCUAUUAUGAGUUUCUCCGAGGCGAAGGACUCCAUCUCGAGUGUUGCUGUCAACGGGCAUGAGAUCUUCGUGGGCUCAGUCGAUGGGCGCGUGAGAGUAUAUGAUUUGAGUAUGGGCCACGUUGACGUUGACGUUGUGGCUCCUGGAAAAGGUGUCACGAGUGUCACGCCUACGAAAGCUGGAGAUGGCUAUCUGGUGAGUAGUCUGGACAGCAAGAUGAGGUUCUUCGACCGCAGCACAGGAAAAUGUUUGCAGACUUUCCAGGGAGACGGAUACACCAACGAGACGUAUCGGAUGAGGAGUACCAUGGCGAUGGCCGAUGCAUAUGCUAUGACUGGGACCGAAGAUGGAAAAGUCUUCGUGUGGGAUGUGUUGACUGGAGCUCUGGCCCAUCAGGUUUGGCACAAGGAGGAUGGGAGUGCGCAUACCAUUGCUACUAAGAAGGACGUUGUGAGUGCCGUUGCAUGGAAUCAGUUGAGAAAGCAAUGGGCCAGCGCGGGCGGCGACGGCACUGUUGUUGUCUGGGGACUGGACGAAUGAGAGAUGAUUGCUAGCCUGAGCUCGACAACACCAUGCAGAGUCCCAGUUUGAUCAGCAGCAGAGAUGUUAGCAGCUCGCUCGAUUCAGUUGCCUCGGUUUCUACAGCAUCUCAACCACUUGAGACGAUCGGCUAGACGCGUGGGCGGGAAACCUUAUCAGCCUCAUAUCAAUACAGGUACGUCGACUCUUAUCAGUUAGGACAAGAGGAUCUCCGGAAUCUCAAAUCAUAACAAUGUUAUAUCUGUGGGAUCACCUAUGAUCGGCCAUGGCUAGCACUAAUCUUCUCUCUCGACCAACUUCUGCCUACUACAACCACAACAUUCGUUGUGGCACCUUUCAGCAUGGGCGACCUGGGCAGUAUGGAGAAUGACAAAGCCUACGAACACAAGCUAUCCCCGCUGGAAACCAUCGCUCAGCCCUUGACACUUCCAUGCGGCUUGAAGCUACCUAAUCGCCUGGUCAAAUGCCCUAUGCAGGAGACCCUCGCGGAGGCACCAUACUUUGACCCACCCAUCGACAAGUUCAGGAAAAUCUACAAGAAAUGGGCAGAAUCACAAUACGGAUUGAUCAUAACUGGACAAGUGCAAGUGGAUCUCCGCUUUCUUUCAAUCGCUGGAGAUGUUUGCACAAGACCUGAGAGCACAUCGGGUGAGAUCCUUGCCAAAUGGAAAGAGUGGGCACAGAUAGCACAAGAGUACGGCACACCGUGCAUCGUUCAGCUGGCACACCCCGGUCGCAUGAGUCCUGCAGGUGCUGGUAAUAGACCUCACGACAUGCCCGCAUUGUGUCCAAGCAGCGUCCCGGUCAAGAUGGGAGACACGUGGCUAGACAAGCUUGCACUCGACAAAUUACUUGGGACGCCGAAAGAAAUGAGCCUGGAAGACAUUGACGAAGCCGUGGAGAACUUCAUCAGGGGCGCAGUGGUGGCUCGAGAUGCUGGUUUCGCUGGUUGUCAGCUACAUGGGGCCCAUGGUUUCCUCCUCUCGCAGUUUUUGUCGCCGCACACCAAUCGCCGAACCGACGAUUAUGGAGGUACUCCAGAAAAGCGUCUGACGCUAUUGAAGAGAAUCGUUGGCGAAGUGCGGGCUCGUUGCCCUCCUCCUUUCUGUCUGUCUGUGAAGCUGAACUCUGGUGAUUAUAUGGGUGAAGAGGGACUUCAACAAGAAGAAGCAUUGGAACAGGUGCGAUGGCUCGUAACGUGUGGCAUGAUUGACUUUGUUGAGAUUUCCGGAGGCAAUGCCGAACAGAAGACGUCUGGGCUGCAUAACUCUUUUGACAAGAAGACAAUCGACAAGGCGCCUCAGAUCAAGGAGAGCACCAGGAUCAGGGAAGCUUACUUCACGGAAUUCGCAGAAAAGGUACAGAAGAUGGAGUCACCUGUUCCAAUCCAGCUUUCGGGAGGCUUUCGAUCCAGAACUGGAAUGGCAGACGCCAUCGAUUCUGGCAUAUGUGAACUUAUUGGACUGGGUCGAUCAGCUGUUCUGGAGCCCGAGCUACCUCGCAAGACGUUGCUGAAUCCUGCAUUCAGCGAUGAAGAAGCAAUGGGCAUGUCUCACAUUGUCAGAGGCCAGUGGUUGGCGCGCAUGAUACCGGCCAAGGUUGUUGGAUCCGGCCUCCCCAUCCAAUUCUUCUACUACAACAUGAGGCGACUUGGCAGUGGCCUCGCAAGUGACCCGUACGCGAGCUUGCCAUGGGUCAUGUUCACCAACAUCUACGAGGCAAUCACGGGAUCCCUGUGGUCUACGCUGCAUGGCUUUCUGCAAGGGAAGACGACAUAUAAAGUCUAGGUGUUGUAUACUAGAUAUCGCGGUUAUAGAGAAAUGAAUGAUGAGAUUGCCAAGGCA